This is a messenger RNA of Brassica napus (rape), 441 nucleotides long. Its product is annotated as GDSL esterase/lipase At3g43550-like. Bases 1 to 441 code for a protein of 146 amino acids. Gene Ontology annotation, cellular component: extracellular region. The record is from RefSeq and is a predicted model, not a curated record. Lineage: Eukaryota; Viridiplantae; Streptophyta; Magnoliopsida; Brassicales; Brassicaceae. The transcript has 3 exons.
AUGGAUACUGGUAAUAACAAUGGACUUCACACUAUUCUAAAAUGCAACUUUCCUCCCUACGGCAAGGACUUUCCCGGCGGCUAUGCCACUGGAAGAUUUUCUGAUGGAAGAGUUCCCUCUGAUCUAAUUGCGGAGAAGUUGGGAUUGACUAAAACAUUGCCAGCAUAUAUGAGCCCAAAUUUGAAGCCAGAAGAUCUUCUUCAAGGUGUAACAUUUGCAUCUGGGGGAACUGGUUACGAUCCAUUAACGGCUAAGAUGAUGCUUAAGUCUCGUUGGUCCGGACCUUUCACCAUCACAGACGUUAGACCUUAUGGAGCUGUUGUCUUGGAAGACAAUGGGAGGAAGUUCACAGUCAUUGGGCAGAGGCUGAAACCUUACUUCACAGAUGCAAAACCCGAAGAAGGAACCAACAUUCCUUUAACGGAACCCGAUCUCGCCUAA